GCCAUUUCUCUUUCUCCCGCCAGCAGAUGUAGAACUUCCUGCGAGCGCGGCGUUUCCCUCCUCCGCUCCCGCGCGUCCGCGGCCGCCAUGGCGUAUUAGAGGCAGCAGUGCCUGCGGCAGCAUUGGCCUUUGCAACGGCGGCAGCAGCACCAGGCUGCAGCGGCACCCCAACGGCUUCAGCCAUGGCGUCCUUCACGGCCUCCAGCAGCAGCGUUGCUGUAAGCGAUAGAGACACUUUCGAGUCCCGCUCGUUCCUCGAUUCUUGCGAAGCCCCGAAACAUGGCCGACACGAGCUUCCUGAGCAGCGCGGCGUUCGGGGGGGACUGGAUGUCCCUCUUCGACCCGUCGGCUUUGGGGGCUGAAGAAGGUUUCGGCCUCCUCGACGACUACCUGGAGGUGGCCAGGCAUUCCGAACCUCAUGGGUUCCCCGGCGACAAGGCGAAGGCGGGCUCCUCCGAGUGGCUGCUGGUGGACGGGCUGGUGGGCGCGCCCGACGUCGGCCGGGAGGAUGCUUUCUCCGGGACCGACUGGAUGGUGGAGAAGGUGGACCUGAAGGAGUUCGACCUGGACGCUCUGCUGGGUUUCGAUGACGAGUUCUUGGCCACGCUGGACGGCACGUGCGAUCCUUUCGACUCCCUCGUCCAGGAGUCGGAUCAGGACCCCCCUCCGGCCGCGAGCCCGAUUGGCCCCCUCCCGGAGAGCGUCCCUGGGGUCGAGCCGGUGGCCCCCCUGACCUUCCUGCAGCCCCUCGCUCUCUCCCCGGGGGCCGUGCCCUUCGCCCAGGAGCAUUCCUUCAGCCUGGAGCUGGGCAGCGAAGUGGACAUCGAGGGGGACCGGAGGGCGGAGCCGGCGGCCUGCCCCGCCGCGAGCGUGAAGGAGGAGGACGACUCCUCGGACAGCGACAGCGGCGUCUGCAUGAGCCCCGGCUCCUCCCCGGGCUCCCCCCAGCGCAGCCCCUCCGCCUCGGGCUCCCCGGGCGCCGGCCGCGCCUCCGCCCGCCCCAAGCCCUACGACCCCCCCGCGGAGAAGGCGGUGGCCGCGAAGGUCAAGGGCGAGAAGCUGGAUAAGAAGCUGAAGAAAAUGGAGCAGAACAAGACGGCCGCCACCAGGUACCGGCAGAAGAAGAGGGCGGAGCAGGAGGCGCUCACCGGCGAGUGCAAGGAGCUGGAGCAGAAGAACGAGGCGCUGAAGGAGCGCGCGGACGCGCUGGCCAAGGAGAUCCAGUACCUGAAGGAUCUGAUCGAGGAGGUCCGCCGGGCGCGGGGCCGCCGGAGGGCCCCAUAGGGGCCGCGGGCGCUGGCGGGGAAUAAAUUAUUUUGUAGGGA
This is a messenger RNA of Equus quagga, 1325 nucleotides long. It is a transcript of the gene ATF4, whose product is annotated as activating transcription factor 4. The coding region runs from base 280 to 1284 and encodes 334 amino acids. Gene Ontology annotation, cellular component: ATF4-CREB1 transcription factor complex; ATF1-ATF4 transcription factor complex; nucleus. Lineage: Eukaryota; Metazoa; Chordata; Mammalia; Perissodactyla; Equidae. Gene Ontology annotation, molecular function: DNA-binding transcription activator activity, RNA polymerase II-specific; RNA polymerase II transcription regulatory region sequence-specific DNA binding. Gene Ontology annotation, biological process: regulation of transcription by RNA polymerase II. The transcript is spliced from 3 exons. The record is from RefSeq and is a predicted model, not a curated record.